This is a messenger RNA of Chlorella variabilis, 3072 nucleotides long. RefSeq lists its product as hypothetical. The coding region runs from base 1 to 3072 and encodes 1023 amino acids. The record is from RefSeq and is a predicted model, not a curated record. The transcript is spliced from 16 exons. NCBI's taxonomy places the organism in Eukaryota, Viridiplantae, Chlorophyta, Trebouxiophyceae, Chlorellales, Chlorellaceae. Gene Ontology annotation, biological process: lipid metabolic process.
AUGUCCGUCAGCGCCGUUGCCGCCGCCGGCACGGCCCUGGCGCUGUAUUACUAUGGGCGGCGCGGGGGGGUGUGCUCGGGCUCUGGGGAGCCCGUGGAAACCCACGUUGGUCUGGUGCAGGCUCCCACGUCUUUCAUGGACGACCUGUUCUUCCUGGCAGAGGGAUUGAGGUGGGUGGUGGUCUCGCACCGCGUGGAUCGCGGCGGCAGCUGCACGUGCCGAGAGGAGCUGCUGUCACCGUGCCGAGAGGAGCAGCGUCGCGCCGGGCUGGCGUGCCUCGGCCGGCACCCCGCCGCUGCCACCGCCCAGGCGGCGGGUGCGCCGGCGCCUGCCGCCUGCCGCCUGCCCAGCGUGCCCCAGGCUGGCUCUUGUGUGGCGCCUCUGCAGGACCCAGAGGAGCAUCCGGUGGCAGACAUUGCACAGCUGGGGCGGCCCUUUGGGCGCGGCCUGGCGCCCCAGCAGUGGCCAGAGGCGCUGGCCCAGCUGCGGGAGCUGGACCGAUUCUUCCGGUACUGCUCCGGCCUGAGGGAGCGCCGGCCGCUGCCGCAGCGCCAGUACUUCCGUACCGUACUGGACGUCACGGAUGAGGAUCUACUGAUGCAGGAGCUGCGGGCGGGGGUGCUCAAGCCAAGCUUUGUGCUGGUCAGGGACCGCCAGCUCAAGGCUGUGGUGCUGGCCAUCCGCGGCACGCACAGCUUCAAGGACAUGUUCACCUCGCUGACGGGCGCCUCCAAGCCGCACCACCUAGUGGAUGCCAACGGAGUGGUGCUGGGCUACAGCCACUUUGGCAUGCUGGCGGCGGCGCGGUGGAUCAAGGGCCAGACGCGGCAGCGCAUGGAGCAGGCACUGGCAGAAAACCCGGGCUACCGCCUGAGCAUCAUCGGCCAUUCGCUGGGCGGCGGCACCGCGGCGCUGCUCACCAUGAUGCUGCGGGAGGCGGGAGGCCCGUUUGCGGGGGUGACCUGCAUCGCUGUCGCCUGCCCCUCCUGCAUGACGCUGGAACUGGCGCAGAGCUGCUCAGACUAUGUGACCACCGUCGUGCACAACGCCGACGUCAUCCCCACCAUCUGCCCAGGGUCGGCCGACGCGCUGCGGGAGGAGGUGAUGCGCAGGUGGGUGCGGGCGGUGGCGGUACUGCUGUACUUCUGGUACCGCUGCUCCUGGUUUGGCGAGUUCCGCCGCGAUGUGCGCUCCUCGGGCAUCGUGCGCGCGGUGGAGUGCGGCAUUCGCGGCGUGGGCUCCGCCACCCUCACCGCGACCAGCUGGACCACCAGCAAGCUGGCGGCCUGCUAUCAACGCGGCUCGUUUGCCGGCGCCAGCCGGCGGCGGCAGCCGCUCAAGCGGCGGAACAGCGACGACAGCCUGGCGGCCACGGCGGCGGCCGAGCAGCCUGCCGCCGCUUCGGCUCCGGCCCUGGCUGGAGGCGGCUGCGACGCGGAGGCGUCUUCCUCGGCGUUGCCCGUGUCCACUUCGGUGCCAGCCAGCAGCAGCCAGAACCUGUUGACCGCUGCAGGGGAGGACGGGGAGGCUGCAGGCCGCUCCGGUGGCAGCCAGGGGCAGUGGGCUGCCGCCUGGAGCCAGCGGGUGAGCCAGCAGCUCAGCGGGCGCAGCGCGGCGGUGCUGAGCAGCACCAGCCAGGUCCUGCGCAACACCAGCGGCGUGCUGCGCUCCACCAGCGGCCUGCUGCUGCGCCGCAUGUGGCCCGGCGGCGAGGCAGAGCCCGCCGCCGGCGGCCAGGCAGCCGCGCCCGACGGCGGCGGCAGGGACUCCUCGCCCAGCAACACCCCGGCAGGCAUCGGCUCCGGCGGCCCCUUUGCGGGAGCGGCUGCUGAUGUGGCGCCUGGGCCGAUGGAGAUAGAUGAGGAGGAGGACAGCUAUGAGGAGGUGGAGGCGGAGGCGGAGGAGGCAUUUCUGCUGGAGGCGGAGGCGGCGGCGGAGGCGGCGGGUGGGGGCCCGCAGGGGCGCAUGAGCUACCAGGAGCGGCGGCAGAUGCGUGUGCAGCUGCAGAUGGACCGCAGCGGCAGCCUGGAGGAGGAGGUGAGCCUGCGGAUGCACGAGGUGCAGCAGGCGGUGCAGGAUGCGGAGGAGGAGGAGGAGGCGAUGGGCCGCGACGACAGCACGGUGCCCGCCGUCAUCCGUCCGGGCGGGUACGGCAUCGGCGGCGCCAGCUCGUCGCCCCGCAUCUCCCCCAGCAAGCGGGACCCUCAGUGGAAGCGGCACAUGUACCCAGCAGGCCGCAUUCUGCACCUUGUGCCCGCCCGGCUGGUCCCCGGCACCGCCGCCCACGCCGCCGCAGAGGCGGCGGCGGCUCGGGAGGCCAAGCUGGCGGCCGCUGCGGCGGAGGCAGCCGAGCACGAGCAGCGCGCCUGUGCAGCAGCAGCGGCGGCGGCGGGAGGAGCGGGAGGGGACGGGCAAGGUCCCGCGGCAGCAGCAGGCGCGGCCGGCGGCGGCGGCGUUGCGCCAGACGGCGGCGCCGCCUCUGGCCCCGCUGCCCCCAAGCACGCCUCCAAGCUGAGCGUGAGUGACCUCAUUGCCGGCGACGGGCUGCUAGGGCAGCGCAGCGGCGCCAUCUGGCCAGACGACGGCAGCAGCGGCGGGGGGCAGCAGGAGGGCGCGGCGCCGCCGCCCGCGGGGCCGCAGCAGCCGGGUCAGCAGCAGCAGCAGCAGCAGCAGCAGCAGCAACCGCAAGAGGAAAUGCUGCUUCUGGACUGCGUGCCCCAGGAGGGCUAUGCUCGGAUCAAGCUCUGCCGUACCGUUCUGUCAGACCACAUCAUCCCCAACUACCUGCGCUCAUUGGAAAGCGCGCUAGAGCACAUCCAGGAGCACGCCCUGGUGGUGGCGCCCGCACCCGGAGGAAGAGCCGGGGCAGGCGACGCGGCGGCGGCAGCGGCGGCGGCGGCAGCACAGGCGGAGGACGGAGCAGCGGCAGCGGCAGCGGCGCCGCCGCAGCAGCCGCCCUCGCUGGCGCACCCUGCGGUGCCUGGCGGCAGCCCUGUGGCGGCGGCGGCGGCGGCGGCGCUGCGCGGCGCGGCUGCCAGGUCGUCGUUUGCACGCGGAGGCAAGCUGGACUGA